Protopolystoma xenopodis is the source of this 576-nucleotide messenger RNA. The record is from the annotation of a GenBank genome assembly. Lineage: Eukaryota; Metazoa; Platyhelminthes; Monogenea; Polystomatidea; Polystomatidae.
AAUCAAGAUCACUCUGAUCGUUCCUCGGUUUCUUGUCAUCCACAGACCACCAAGGUUACACAUGUAGCGGAUAUGACAGAGCGACUAAGCGGACCCUGCAGCUUUGAUGCUUCUAAUCUCUCUGAAGUCUCUAACUCUUACUUAUCGGCAUCAUUGUCCAACUCCUCUCUAGCUUCCCUUUCCACUGUCGCUGGUUCGUUUCGCUGCGCCUCGGCCUUAACUCCCCAGACUGCUGGAGACUUGACGCCCUUUGCUCGAAUCAUUCUGUCGCGGGCCCACUCAUUGGAGCAGAUAUAUGCCUUCUUGCGUGCUCGCUUUGCUGUAUUCACAAAUACCCUUCCAAUUAGUGCCUCUAAUCCUACUGCUAACAGAUUUUGUUGCGGGUUUCGAGUCUGGCUUAUGCUACCAGGCCGGCUUGAGGCAAUUACACAGUGGCCUGGAGAGAGCAAGAAUAACUCGUUUUCAAGUAUGAAAGCCGUAGACAUAAGUGGCAUGACCCGCUUCGAGCGUCUUGAAGCGGCUGAAAGAGAAAAGGAAAAAGAAGAAUUCGGCUUUGGGCGCAGUGAGUUCUCUUAG